Molecule: messenger RNA, 1142 nt
Organism: Folsomia candida
Lineage: Eukaryota; Metazoa; Arthropoda; Collembola; Entomobryomorpha; Isotomidae
Exons: 3
Coding region: 188-781 (197 amino acids)
Source: RefSeq, a predicted model, not a curated record
UUCUCUUGUGGUGGGGCUCUGUACUUUCCCCGUUGUGGAAAAUUUUUCUGCACGGAGACGGUGUUUUGUAUCUGCUAAAAUACAACCAACCGGGUUGUGGACUAUGAUACAAAUUGGUCCUCGAUAAAAUUAAUAUUUCCUUGGAAAAGUUUCUGGUAACAAUAUUUUUUACUUGGUAUCGUAAAAAAUGACGGCAAAGAACAACGAAUUGCUGAAAAACUUGCUCAUCGUCGGGUCGGGUGGGGCUUUCGUCAUCUCUACGUUUCUCGCUACGGUCGUGUUUGACAAAGUUAGUCCGAAUACUACUCUGCCCGAUCAGGAAAUUGAAAUGGGCACUGGCGUCCAACUGACGGACGGGCACAUCGAAAUCUUCAUGGACGCCGUGCUCCUCACCCAGACCAUCGUGGAUAUCAAGGACAUCGUCAAAACUGACGAAAACGGAGAAAAUGCAGAACCCGGAUCGAUCGGGGACCUGUUCCCCGUCGGAACUCCGGCGUAUGGACGGGGCGUUGUGGAAUUUCGGAUCAAAUCAAUUUCACGCGAUCAGAUGCCAAAUUUGGCAAAUCGGAGCCAAAUCUCGAUACCGAUGUUGUACGUAAGACAGGAGACAUUCUCUGAACUGGUGAAGUCGACCGUGAAGCUGGCCUCAAUUGGAAUCAAGAUGGCAGGAUUGAUGGCAUGGAUGGGCGUCCUGUUUGCGAUCGGGUGCAUCAUCGCGGGUGCCGGAUUGAUCUACUUGGAUAAGGCGAAAACCCCGGUGGAGGAGUUGGAUGAAGAUUAAAUUUCAAGAUGUGCAUAACUUGUGAAAAUAUGUAUGUAGUUAUCAUAAUCGCUACUAUUAAAUAAAGCGUGGUAGAAUUUUUUAAAUAAAUUUUCGUUUUUAUUUGCGUAAGAAAAUUUGUGCAGUGGUUACACUUGCUUGAUCAAUUUUCAUUUCAUAAAAACUAGGAAAUUAAAUACUAAAAUUAGAUAUAUCGUAUUGCAUAUAUACGUAUUUCAAAUAAAUAUGCAAAUACAUUAUUUGCAUAUGUAUGUCCGAAGAUAAUGAACGCACUUAUAUAUGUACACAUUUUUUAAGCAUUCGUAAUAAAACAUGGCGUCAUUCAUUAACAAGUCUGAUUUUUAAAAAUGAUUCAUUUUAA